GUCAUCGUAAAGUUCGGUGGUGCGGCCAUCACAGUCAAAGAUGGAGAGCCCGACACGCUAAACGACGAAGCCCUCGGAGCUUGCUGCGCUUCGAUCGCGGAGGUGGUGCGGACAGAAAUAUCAGAACUGGCGAUAGAAUUUGCGAAAGAAUCACCGCUCAGGGUUAUCGUGGUGCACGGCGCUGGAUCCUUCGGCCACCCGCAGGCGAAGCAAUACGGCGUGGCGGAUGGCGGGGACAUGGACGGAGAUCCCGUGCUCAGGGAGGGCGUUGAUAAGACCCAGGCAUCCGUUCGGAAGCUCUGCAGGCUGGUGUGUGAUGAGCUAACUUCACACACAGCGGGGAGUCGAGCAUGGGUGAAACCCGCCCCGAUAUCUCCAUACGGCAAGUUCUUCACCGUCGGCAAGAAGCUGAACCGCAACCUAUCCAGAGGUGGAUUUGAUGAGGUGCGGGCCGCGUUGAUGGAAGGAAAGAUCCCGGUGCUUCACGGCGACGUGGUCAAUGAUGCCGAGCAGGGUUGCGCGAUUUUAUCGGGAGAUACGCUGGUGGAGUGUCUCACGGAGGAGUUCAAGCCCAAGCGCGUCGUGUUUGUCUCCGACGUCGAGGGUAUCUUCACAGCCAAACCG
Molecule: messenger RNA, 624 nt
Organism: Micromonas commoda
Lineage: Eukaryota; Viridiplantae; Chlorophyta; Mamiellophyceae; Mamiellales; Mamiellaceae
Exons: 1
Cellular component (GO): cytosol
Source: RefSeq, a predicted model, not a curated record